Molecule: messenger RNA, 717 nt
Organism: Kalmanozyma brasiliensis GHG001
Lineage: Eukaryota; Fungi; Basidiomycota; Ustilaginomycetes; Ustilaginales
Product: Phospholipase/carboxylesterase/thioesterase
Exons: 2
Coding region: 1-717 (238 amino acids)
Biological process (GO): protein depalmitoylation
Cellular component (GO): cytoplasm
Molecular function (GO): carboxylic ester hydrolase activity; palmitoyl-(protein) hydrolase activity
Source: RefSeq, a predicted model, not a curated record
AUGUCGGUGCUCAAGACGCUCAUCAUCAACCCGCGCUCGGGCGUCAAGCCCACCGCCACCCUCUUCUUCCUGCACGGUCUCGGCGACUCGAGUGCCGGCUGGUCAGAUGUAGCUCAGAUGCUGUCUCAGCGUCCGUCGCUGUCGCACGUGCGCUUCGUGCUGCCCAACGCACCCAUCCAGCCCGUCUCGCUCAAUAUGGGCAUGCCCAUGCCUUCGUGGUUCGAUAUCCUUGCCCUCGAUGACAUUUCCGGCUCGGAAGACGAGGCGGGGCUGCUCAAGUCGACGGAGGAGAUCAAGAAGCUCAUCAGCGCCGAGAACGACGGCACGGCCAAAGGUCUCGAUGGGCAGGCGAUCCCGAGCGAACGAAUUGUGGUCGGUGGCUUCAGCCAGGGUGGCGCCAUUUCGCUGCUCGCUGGUCUCACCAACACGAACGCUGUUGCCGGCGUCGCGGCACUGUCGACUUGGUUGCCACUGCGCGCAAAGAUCGCCACCCUCCGCACACCCACUUCGAAGAACCUCAAGGUCUUCCAGGCGCAUGGUGAUGCGGAUCCAGUGGUGAGGUACGAGUACGGACAGCGAACGGUGGAGUUCCUGAAGAACGAGUUGGGACUGAGCGACGUCGAGUUCAAGACGUACCCGAGGAUGCCCCACUCGGCAUGCCCGGAGGAGAUCCGUGAUCUAGCGGCGUUCUUGGAAAAGGUCAUUCCGGCUCAGUAG